AUGCGGAUCGUGGAGGUUAUUAUCGAUGGCUUUAAAUCCUACGCUGUGCGCACGGUGAUAUCAGGAUGGGAUGAAUCGUUCAACUCGAUCACAGGUCUCAAUGGUAGUGGGAAGUCUAACAUCCUCGACGCAAUAUGCUUCGUCCUUGGGAUCACGAACAUGAGCACCGUCCGUGCACAAAACCUUCAAGACCUAAUCUACAAACGUGGCCAAGCAGGCGUAACGAAAGCGAGCGUGACAAUCGUUUUCGACAAUCGUGAUAAAACCAAGUCGCCGAUUGGUUUCGAGGAGUAUGCUAGUAUAUCGGUGACUCGGCAGAUCGUGUUAGGCGGGACCAGCAAAUAUUUGAUCAAUGGUCAUAGGGCGCAGCAGCAGACAGUCCAGAAUUUAUUCCAAAGCGUGCAGCUCAAUAUCAAUAAUCCAAACUUUUUGAUUAUGCAAGGACGAAUAACGAAGGUGUUGAAUAUGAAACCCGUGGAAAUUUUGUCCAUGAUCGAAGAGGCAGCUGGCACCAGGAUGUUUGAGGAUCGAAAGGAAAAAGCAGGGAAGACAAUGGCCAAGAAAGAGAUGAAAGUGCGUGAAAUUGAAGGCCUGCUGCAGGAGGAGGUUGAACCCAAGCUGGAGAAACUUAGGGGAGAGAAGAGAGCUUUUCUUGAUUUCCAACAAACACAGAGCGAUUUAGAACGAUUGACUCGACUGGUUGUUGCGCACGAUUAUCUGAGAAACGGUGAAAGGUUACGAAUGGCGGGAGAAGAACUGGAAAACAAGAAGCGUAAGAUUGACGAGCUGGAAACUAGCACUUCCAGGAUGAAAGGCGAAAUUGCAAAUCUCGAGGAAGAUGUAAGCAAGGUCAAGGCAGCGCGGGACAAGGAGCUACGUAAAGGCGGUAAAUUUCAAGCACUAGAAGAUGAGGUGAAGAAGCACUCUCACGAGAUGGUCCGACUCUCUACGCAGUUCGAUCUGAAGAAAUCCAGCAUGGCCGAAGAAUCGCAGAAACGGGCAGAUGCAGAAAAAGCCGUUCAAGAAGUGCAAGCGCUUGUACAGGAAAAGAAAAAGGUUUAUGGCAAAUUGCAAGCUCAAUAUGAUUCUGCAAAGGCGGAAUUGGACGCACAAACCGCGGAGGUAGAGCAGAAGGAAGAACUUCUUCAGACACUGCAGACCGGUGUAGCAUCCAAGGAAGGCCAGGAAAACGGCUACCAGGGUCAAUUGCAGGAUGCACGCAACCGCGUUAGUUCAGCUGCUACAGAACAGGAGCAAUCCAAGCUGAAGAUUGCCCAUUUGGAAAAGCGUAUAAAAGAGGAAGAGCCACGGGCAAAGAAAGCGAUGGAGCAGAAUUCAGGAUUGCUCAAGGAUCUCGACAAUUUAAGAAGGCAUGCUAAAAAGCUGGAGGCGGAUCUCGCUAAGCAAGGAUUCGAGCCGGGUAAAGAAGAGCAAAUGUACCAAGAGGAAUCGAUGCUGCAGAAACAAAUACGUGAGCUUCGCGGUCAAGCUGAUUCGUUGAAGCGAAGAGUUGCUAACAUUGAUUUCACGUACGCUGACCCAUAUCCCAAUUUCGUCCGGUCCAAGGUGAAAGGCUUAGUCGCCCAGUUGUUCACAUUGAAUAAAGACAAGUCUGAGACUGGUACAGCCCUUGAAGUUUGUGCUGGUGGACGUCUAUACAACGUUGUCGUGGAUACAACGGACACAGCCACUGCGCUUUUGCAAAACGGCAAACUCCGAAAACGAGUCACCAUAAUUCCGCUAAAUAAAAUUGCCGCAUUCAGAGCAUCAGCAGAAAAGAUCGGUGCAGCGAAAAAUCUUGUCCCCGGGAAAGUCGAUCUGGCCCUAUCCUUAAUUGGAUAUGACGAAGAGGUAGCCGCCGCUAUGCAAUAUGUUUUCGGCACGACGCUUAUAUGCCAGGAUGCGGACACUGCAAAAACAGUGACAUUUGACCCCUCGGUACGCAUGAAGAGUGUGACGCUAGAGGGAGAUGUAUAUGACCCUUCAGGAACACUCUCAGGGGGCAGUUCACCAAAUUCAAGUGGCGUGCUUCUUGUCCUCCAGAAAUUAAACGAAGUCAUGUCUGAACUUAGUCAUAAAGAACGAACGCUCCGUAUUCUUCAGGAGACAAUGGCAAAAGAAAAGAGGAAAAUGGAGUCCGCUAGGGCUACAAAGCAGGAGCUUGACUUGAAACUUCAUGAAAUAAAGCUUACUGAAGAACAGAUCAAUGGAAACUCGUCGUCUUCGAUUAUCCAUGCGGUAGAAGAAAUGCGUGCAAACAUUGAGCAACUCAGAAAGGACAUCGCUGAUGCUAAGUCACGGCACGCGGAGGCAACCAAGGAUAUCAAGAGAAUUGAAAAGGACAUGUCCGAGUUCAACGACAAUAAGGACAGCAAGUUAGCAGAGUUGCAGGCGUCCUUGGAUAAUUUGAAGAAGAAACUAACCAAAAACUCCAUCUCGGUUAAGACGCUGCAAAAAGAGCUUCAAGGGGCACAGAUUGACUCUGAACAAGCAGGCAGUGACUUGACAACUGCGGAAGAGCAACUAGCGGAGGCAGACGCCGCUUUAAAAGCUCAAAUGCAGGAAGUAGAAGAAAUAAAACGGGAACAGAAGCGAUGCAAGGAAGCUCAUGACUAUGCGCAAACGCGGCUUGAGGAUGAACAAGCGAAACUAACACGAUUUGAUGACGAACUCCAUGACCUCGAAGAAGCAAAGCGAUCCAAGGCGGCUAGAAUCACGGAAGACGGACUAGAGUUGCAGAAACUAGGCCACCAGCUUGAAAAGCUCCAAAAGGACCAACACCAUGCGGCUCAGUCGGUAGGCGGCAUGGAGAAUGAAUACGAUUGGAUCAAGGAGGAGAAAGAGAAUUUCGGGCGUCCCAACACCCCUUACGACUUCAAGGGACAAAACAUUGCUGAGUGCAAGGCAUCUCUGCGCAAUCUGACUGAACGCUUCCAGGGAAUGAAGAAAAAGAUUAACCCCAAAGUCAUGAAUAUGAUCGACAGCGUAGAAAAGAAGGAGGCUUCGCUGAAGAACAUGAUGCGUACAGUUAUACGAGAUAAGAGGAAAAUUGAGGAGACGAUUAUCACUCUCGAUGAAUAUAAAAAAGAGGCGCUGCAGAAGACCUGGACUAAAGUAAAUGCCGACUUUGGUCAGAUAUUCGCAGAACUUCUUCCCGGAAGUUUCGCAAAACUGGAUCCGCCUGAAGGGAAGGAGAUAACUGACGGGUUGGAAGUGAAAGUCAGCUUAGGAAAAGUGUGGAAGCAAAGCUUGACAGAGCUCAGUGGAGGUCAACGGUCGCUUAUUGCAAUCUCCCUCAUCAUGGCUUUGCUCCAAUUCAAGCCAGCACCCAUGUACAUCCUGGAUGAGGUUGAUGCAGCCCUUGACCUGUCCCACACUCAGAAUAUUGGGCGUUUGAUCAAAACUCGAUUCAAAGGGUCCCAGUUCAUUGUUGUUAGUUUAAAAGAUGGGAUGUUCCAGAAUGCAAAUAGGAUCUUCAGAACGAGGUUCAGUGAAGGCACAAGUGUGGUUCAAGCAUUAACACCCGCAGAUUUGAAGUGA
This is a messenger RNA of Uncinocarpus reesii 1704, 3540 nucleotides long. Its product is annotated as structural maintenance of chromosome 2. The coding region runs from base 1 to 3540 and encodes 1179 amino acids. Gene Ontology annotation, biological process: chromosome organization. Gene Ontology annotation, molecular function: protein binding; ATP binding; ATP hydrolysis activity. Lineage: Eukaryota; Fungi; Ascomycota; Eurotiomycetes; Onygenales; Onygenaceae. Gene Ontology annotation, cellular component: chromosome. The record is from RefSeq and is a predicted model, not a curated record. The transcript is spliced from 6 exons.